AUGGAAGAUACUGAUGACAUUGAGGAUGAUGAUGACUCUAAUGUAGACCUUGACUGGUAUAAUUGUGAAGAAGAAAAAGAAGAAGAUAUUGACGAGGAUGACGAUGGCGAUGACUAUAUUGGUUAUGUUGACCUGUAUGAUUCAGAUGAUGAUGACUAUAGUCAAGAAGGUGGAGGCUUUGGUGGUGGUGCUGGACUAGGUGGUGGACAGUUCUGUGGUGGUGGCAAACUUGGUGCCCUUGGCGGUGGCUUUGGUGGCGGAACUGGUGUAGGAGGUGGGUUGGGUGAAGGUGGCAGUCAUGGUUUUCGUGGAGGCAGUGGGCUCGGUGGCCUAGGCGGUGGAUUUGGUGGUGGUGCUGGUGGAAGACUUGGCGGCAGGCUUCUUUGA
Messenger RNA from Nymphaea colorata (pocket water lily), 387 nucleotides. Its product is annotated as glycine-rich protein 5-like. Lineage: Eukaryota; Viridiplantae; Streptophyta; Magnoliopsida; Nymphaeales; Nymphaeaceae. The coding region runs from base 1 to 387 and encodes 128 amino acids. The transcript has 2 exons. The record is from RefSeq and is a predicted model, not a curated record.